Molecule: messenger RNA, 1481 nt
Organism: Mercenaria mercenaria
Lineage: Eukaryota; Metazoa; Mollusca; Bivalvia; Venerida; Veneridae
Product: protein phosphatase 1B-like
Exons: 5
Coding region: 327-1481 (384 amino acids)
Biological process (GO): protein dephosphorylation
Cellular component (GO): cytosol; nucleus
Molecular function (GO): magnesium ion binding; manganese ion binding; protein serine/threonine phosphatase activity
Source: RefSeq, a predicted model, not a curated record
CCGGAAGUUGUGCAGCACAUCCGGGGAUCUUCGCGUGAGCAUGCCCAAAUGAACGCUAAAAUAUUGACCUUCAUUCACUUUUUUUCUAGUCCUAAAAUACAUUUAAUUCCAUUAAUUGAAAGUUUUAAAGUGUUUUGAUCAAAGCACACAACCUUGCCGUUGUGUAGUUUCUUUAUUUUUCUUACGUGUAAUCAUCGCCAUGGCCAUGUUUUGACGGUAAACACAUGGGCCUGACAAGUGGUUGGGAAGGAAAGUAAACAGACGAGCUAUAUUUGAUUGAACUGAACUUGACAAGAAUACGAUUGAGGUAGGCACAAAGAAGAAAGAUGGGAGCAUUUCUAGAUAAGCCAAAGACAGACAAGCAUAAUGAGGGAGGGGUAGGAAACGGACUGAGGUAUGGUCUAGCCAGUAUGCAAGGCUGGAGAGUUGAGAUGGAGGAUGCUCACACAGCUGUUAUUGGACUACCAAGUCUGAAGGACUGGUCAUUUUUUGCCGUCUUUGACGGCCAUGCUGGUGCCAAGGCCUCGGCAAUGUGCUCUGAACAGCUGAUGAAUCAUAUCAUAUCAAAUGGUGACUUUCAGAAAAUGGAUUUAAAAUCUGGCACUGAAACACAGCCCUCAUUAGAGGCUAUAAAAUCUGGUAUUAAAACAGGCUUCCUUAGUAUGGAUGAUAAGUUAAGAAGUACACCGGAAGUGGCAAGUGGUCAGGAUAAGAGUGGUUCUACUGCAGUCGGUGUGAUAAUUUCUCCAACUCACAUUUUCUUUGCUAAUUGUGGAGAUUCUAGAGCGGUUCUAUCAACUUCAGGCAAGUGUGCAUUUUCUACAACAGAUCACAAGCCCAUCAACCCAAUAGAAAAAGAAAGAAUACAAAAAGCAGGUGGUAGUGUAAUGAUACAGCGAGUAAAUGGAUCUCUUGCUGUGUCACGCGCACUUGGCGAUUUUGAAUACAAGAACGUGGAGGGGAUGGGUCCGUGUGAGCAGCUAGUGUCGCCGGAACCAGAAAUUUUUGUUCAGGAGAGAAACCCAGGAGAUGAAUUUCUUGUUCUGGCUUGUGAUGGCAUCUGGGAUGUUAUGACCAACGAGGAACUUUGUGACUUUGUACGCAAUCGACUUCAAAUAUUUAACAGUAUGGAACAAAUUUGUAACCAAGUCAUAGAUACUUGUUUAUAUAAGGGUAGCAGAGAUAAUAUGAGUAUUGUUGUAGUAACUUUCCAAGGAGCUCCGAAAUUAUCAGACGAAGCUAUCAAAAAAGAAGAAGAAUUAGAUGCAAAAAUUGAAGCUAAAAUAAAAGAAUCAUUAUCAGCUGAGGGUAAUGACGAGUCAGGGGAAGCAGAUCUUCCUUAUAUAAUGCAUGUCCUUGGAGAUAUAGAGGGUUUACCACCAGGUGGAGGACUCAGUUCAAAACGUGGCACUGUAGAAGCAAUUUUGAAUAAAUUGCGACCUCCGAAACAGUGUCUGGUAAGAAAUAAAUACUUUGUCUAA